AUGGAGUAUGCCACCAGCAAAUAUGCGAAGAACUUUAAAGCUAUAGUGAUCAGUAAUAUGCAGAGCUCAUUCCCUGAAUAUGCAGCAUACAACAACAAGUUACGAAGUCGCAUCGACCCUGAUGUGAUUGCACUGAUGGAGAAAUAUGAAAGCAAAGGAGACUUCCUGAACCCAGAAUACGAUGCAUUAGUAAUGAAACACUACUACUCACACCAUGUUUGUAGAAUAGUGCCUUUUCCAGAUGGUGUUCAGCGAGCUAUGGACCAUCACAACCAGCAUAUAUACGAGCUCAUGCAGGGCCCAUCCGAGUUUGUACCUGGAGGUCUUUUGGCCGACUGGGAUAUUACAGAUAAGCUGUCUACGAUAAUUAUUCCAUCACUAAUGGUUGGUGCUAAGCAUGACACUAUGGACCCUGAAGCUAUGAAAAAACAGGCAUCGCUGGUACAAAAAGGUCGCUAUCUGCACUGUCCCAAUGGCAGUCACAUGUGCAUGUGGGAUGAUCAAGAUAUAUACUUUACGGGGAUUAUUAAGUUCAUCGAGGAUGUGGAAUCAGGAACGUUUUAG
Messenger RNA from Sphaeroforma arctica JP610, 564 nucleotides. RefSeq lists its product as hypothetical. The record is from RefSeq and is a predicted model, not a curated record. Bases 1 to 564 code for a protein of 187 amino acids. NCBI's taxonomy places the organism in Eukaryota, Ichthyosporea, Ichthyophonida. Gene Ontology annotation, molecular function: peptidase activity. The transcript has a single exon. Gene Ontology annotation, biological process: proteolysis.